AUGAACGCGCUGGAGGGGCAGCAGCCCCCCGGCGCGCACGAGCUGCUGGACGUGGCGGCCGUCUACUGCGACAACCUGAGCCUCUUCCAGGCGCCUGCGGCGCACAGAGCCCCGGCUCACGCCGCGGGCUUCGGCCUGGGGGACCCGGGCGGCGGCGGCGGUAGCAGCCCGUACCUGUGGCUCAACGGCUCGGCCGUGCCGCCCAACCCCUACCUGGCGGCCGGGCCCAGCGGAGCAGCCGGGCCCUUCCUGCCUGCGGCGUACGGGGCGGGCGCCCGGCAGCUGCUGGCCGCCCCCUCGGCGGGGCCCGAGCUGAGCUGGCUCUCGCUGGCCGCCGGGCAGCAGCAGGACUUCUUCAAGCUGGUGCGCCCGCCCUACUCGUACUCGGCGCUCAUCGCCAUGGCCAUCGAGAGCGCGCCCGACAAGAAGCUCACCUUGAGCCAGAUCUACCAGUACGUGGCCGGCAACUUCCCCUUCUACAAGAAGAGCAAAGCCGGCUGGCAGAACUCCAUCCGCCACAACCUCUCCCUCAACGAUUGCUUCAAGAAGGUGCCCCGCAAUGAGGACGAUCCAGGUAAAGGCAAUUACUGGACGCUGGAUCCAAACUGUGAGAAGAUGUUUGAUAAUGGCAACUUCCGGAGGAAGAGGAAAAGGCGAUCUGACCCAGUUCACGGGCCCGGAGGCCCUCACAAAGCAGAGGACAAAAGCAACAGUGGUGUUGUGCAACGAGCCCUGGAACCCCGCAGCUUGGGCUCUGGUGAACUGCGCUGCUCUCCAAGUACCAUGAAUGACUGCAAGCCCCCCAGCCUGAACUCUGGCCGUUGUUUCUCCACCUUCAUCUCCACCAUGAAUGCCGUGGCCCAUAGCCGAAAUGGCUUUCCCAGGCAGAUUUCUGGUGGGCCGGGCUCUGAAUUCACACCAGGGAGGCAGAGUGGGCACAGCUUGAGCUCUUGCUCUGCUUCCAACAGCAACCCACCUGCAGGAUUUGAACUCAGUUCUCCGUCCCACUCCAGAAUGAAUUACUAUGCAGGUGCUGGUGGACAGUCCAGCUGGCUUAGCACUCCUGUCCUGAACACCUUCAGCAUGAACAAUCUGAUUUAUAGCAGGGAAGGGACAGAAGUUUAA
Elgaria multicarinata webbii is the source of this 1125-nucleotide messenger RNA. It is a transcript of the gene FOXI2, whose product is annotated as forkhead box I2. Gene Ontology annotation, molecular function: DNA-binding transcription factor activity, RNA polymerase II-specific; RNA polymerase II cis-regulatory region sequence-specific DNA binding. The record is from RefSeq and is a predicted model, not a curated record. NCBI's taxonomy places the organism in Eukaryota, Metazoa, Chordata, Lepidosauria, Squamata, Anguidae. Bases 1 to 1125 code for a protein of 374 amino acids. Gene Ontology annotation, biological process: cell differentiation; regulation of transcription by RNA polymerase II; anatomical structure morphogenesis. The transcript is spliced from 2 exons.